UGCACAUGCUGAUAGACUUCCUUGAAGUCAGCUGAUUAGGGUACCACCCAGUUAUUUUCCACAUCUAUUUAUUCGCCCAUCGCCGCCAGUAGCAGCACUGCAUGAGUUGUGGCUUUGAGAGUCGUCUUUCAGUCAAAAAAGGAUACGCCCGUGUAACUACUGAAGUGAGUAUUUAGUACUAAGUUUUUAAAAAUAUAUUUUCCUUUUAUAAAACAAUCCUUAAACUGUUAUGUAAAUACUCUGCAAUCGUCCAUAUUUAUGUUAUCGAAUCCCUUUCAUCCCGUUAUCAACACUUAUCAACCCUUUGGCGGUGCCCUCCCAAUAGUGGUGGCGGCUACGGCCAACACCCUGGAUUCUAAACUUCUAAAGAUCUGAGAAAUCGUGUAACUCAAUGAUUGGUUUCUUCUAUAAUGUAUGUAUUACUUAUCCAAGGGAUAACGCGCGGUUUCACUCUAUGACAAUCAUAACCUAAUUUAUGUGGGAUCCGCCUUGUUUUUAGAUGGUCAUUAAUUGAAUGGUAAUUGAGUUAUGUUGAGUUAAUUGAAUAUAAUAUUUGAAUGGUGCCUGGUAAUUUAUACGUUUAUGAGCUUUUCUACUGUAUUUAUUUACAGUAUUUAGAACUGUUAGAAAAGUUAUGCAAUUGAUUCAAAUUUUAUUUUUGUGUAAAUAAAGAAUCUCGUCAUAGGCAAUGGAUUAAGUUCUUAUAAAAAUAUUUACAGUGAUUUAUGGUUUACAUCUUAAUAUCUGUAAAUAAAUGCUCUAUCUAAAUUAUAUAAUAAUUCAAAACUAAAUGUUUGUAUUUAAAAUUAUCUUAUGGUAAUUAAUGCAUCAGUAACAUUUGUUACUUAUAUACCUUCCUACCUAUAAUUACAAAUUAAAUGUUUUUUAAUAUUUCCUAUUUUACGUUAUAAUGUGGAAUUCUAUUGUAUCAUGCUGGGGAUUAUUGGGUAUAAUAUUUUAUUUAUUUAUAGGAGUUUUAGGAAUUAAUUAGGAUUUAUUUUCAUAGAUUUGUAUUUUAAGGGAUUAAUUUAAAUGUGGAAGCUAGUUUUUAUCUAAUUGUGCUAAAUAUAUGAAUUAUACUUUUUCUUUAACUAUACCUAUAAUCUAAAUAGUUGCAUAAUGCAUUGUUAUUCAAAAUAAAAACAAAAUUUCAAAUUGUAUAGAAUAAAUUAGGUAUAGUACAAACGAAUAUUAUCUUCGACUUGACAAUUGUAUUUUUAAUCCAAGUUUUAAUUUAUAUACAUAUUAUUUAUUAUUUAUUAACUAUUAAAAGUGACAAUUUUUUUUCAUUUAAUAUAGAUAAAAAUCAUACCAAAAUGACUUCGUUGAAGACGUUUGAGGAUGAAGACCGAGAAAGUUCAUAUGGAUUUGUAUUUGCCGUAUCUGGGCCCGGUUAGCAAUUUUUGUUUUUUUAAAAUUUUUUUUUGUAUUGAUAUAUGUGUAUAAAUUUGUUUUCAUUACUUAUACUUGAGUUGAUUUUUUUAUUUUAGUUGUUACGGCCGAAAAAAUGUCUGGAUCAGCUAUGUACGAAUUGGUUAGAGUUGGUUACUUUCAAUUGGUUGGUGAAAUUAUUCGUUUAGAGGGUGAUAUGGCUACAAUUCAGGUAAACUAAAUUUAAAUUAUUAUUUUAUUGUACAAAUAUUAACCAACUUUGAAACAUAAUUAUAAAGGUUUAUGAAGAUACAUCUGGUGUAACUGUUGGUGACCCGGUCUUAAGGACUGGAAAACCACUUUCUGUAGAAUUAGGACCUGGAAUAAUGGGAAGUAUUUUUGAUGGUAUUCAAAGACCAUUAAAAGAUAUUAAUGAGCUUACCCAAAAUAUUUACAUCCCCAAAGGCGUCAAUUUACCUGCUCUAGCUCGUAAUGUUUCAUGGGAUUACAAUUCGUCCAAUAUCAAGAUUGGAAGCCAUAUAACUGGAGGAGAUCUUUUUGGUCUUGUUCAUGAAAAUACUCUAGUUAAGCAUAGAUUAAUGUUGCCACCUAAAGCUAAAGGAACAGUUGUGUACCAAGCUCCACCUGGAAAUUAUAAAGUUGAUGUAAAUAUAAUUUUAAAUUCAAUGUACUAAAACAAAACUACAGUGGUUUUUAUUUUAAAGGAUAUUAUAUUGGAGACAGAGUUUGAUGGUGAAAAAUCGUCAUUUUCUAUGUUACAAGUGUGGCCUGUACGUCAGCCUCGUCCAGUUACUGAAAAAUUGCCUGCUAAUUAUCCACUUUUAACUGGCCAACGUGUAUUGGACUCACUAUUUCCGUUAGUUUAAAAAUAUUAGUUCGUGUAUAUAUAUAUACAGUUUUUAUAUUAUUUUAGUUGUGUGCAAGGUGGAACAACUGCUAUUCCUGGAGCUUUUGGUUGUGGAAAAACUGUAAUAUCUCAAGCUUUAUCUAAAUAUUCAAAUUCAGAUGUAAUUAUUUAUGUUGGUUGUGGAGAACGUGGUAACGAAAUGGCUGAGGUAAAAUUUUGUAUAUAUUUAUAAAAUUAAAUUUCCUUGAUAUCUUACCAUAUUUAUCUCGGAUAAUAGUUUUAAAAACUAUUUUGGUGUUGAAGGCUUGUGGUGGAGAGUAUUGUGGUAUAGGAAUAAUACUGUUCAUUAAAUCAGUCAAUUAAAACUGAUCAAAGUUGCUGACCAGUCUUAAAGUGAACAAACUUUAAAUAUAUAUAUAUAUGUAUAAUUAAUAUUAAUACAAUUUAAUUUUACCUAAAUUAACUGAACCUUAAACCAGUCUUAAAAGUUACAAAUAUUUCUCAGUUGAAAUUACAUCUUUUUGAAAUUGUGAUUUACUGCUCUUUUUGUAGUAUUUUCGCCAUUUUUUUGUAACAGUCAAACUAUACAUAAUUUUCUCCACCAGUAAUUCUGAAUACAUUUUCUAAAUUUUAGUUUAAUAAUUUAUUUCUAAGUUGACAAUGAACCUAUAAUUGUUUUAUUGUUUUUGUAACUUAUUUAAUGUAGAUAUUUAAUCUAUUACCAGUUUCUCCUUAAAUCAGUUUUAUUGAUAAUAAAUUAAUUUGUAUUAAUUAUUUUUUAUUAAUAAAUUAAUUUUGUAUUAUUAGGUAUUAGGUGAUUUCCCAGAAUUGUCUAUUGAAGUUGAUGGUGUUACUGAAUCUAUAAUGAAAAGAACUGCAUUAGUUGCUAACACUUCAAACAUGCCCGUAGCUGCUCGGGAAGCAUCUAUUUAUACUGGUAGAAACGAAUACUUAAUUAUAUUUGGAAUCUAAAAAAUAUUAUAAAAAUGUCCAAUAAAAUACUCCUGGAUAUUAAGACUCUUGGGUUCCCUUAAGAGUUGUCUUAGUUUGACCUAGUAUUCUGCUUGUAGAAAUUAUGAGUAUUAUUAAUUAAAUACCUUUUUUUUUUUUUUUUUUUAAUUUAAACAAAAUAUUUUAACAAUUUUUAGGUAUUACAUUAUCUGAGUACUUCAGGGAUAUGGGAUAUAAUGUCUCUAUGAUGGCUGAUUCAACAUCUCGUUGGGCUGAAGCUUUGCGUGAAAUUUCUGGUCGUCUUGCUGAAAUGCCUGCUGAUAGGUAUUCAAUGAAUACAAAUAUUUAUCAUCAAUUCAUUCGAUUUUGAAAAUGUUUUUGUUUUUUUAAUUUUAGUGGGUAUCCUGCAUAUUUGGGAGCUCGUUUAGCUUCAUUUUAUGAAAGAGCUGGCCGAGUAAAAUGUCUGGGUAAUCCUGAACGAGAAGGUUCAGUGAGUAUUGUUGGAGCUGUUAGUCCCCCAGGGGGUGACUUCUCUGAUCCAGUUACAUCAGCCACUUUAGGUAUUGUGCAAGUGUUUUGGGGGCUGGACAAGAAAUUGGCCCAACGUAAACAUUUCCCCUCAAUCAACUGGCUCAUUUCAUACAGGUAAUAUUUUAGAAUAAAUUCUGAUUUAAUAUGCUAUCACUGAUAUUUAUCUACAGUGUGAUUAUUUCAAAGCAAUUAUUUUUAACAUCAAUAGAAUAACGUUGAAUAAAUAAAUCUCAAGAAUUUGUAUUGUUUAUAUUAUCUAUAAUUAUUCAUGUGUUUCAGGAUAUUCUCAGUUUGAAUCCAUAAAUCUCUCAUGCUAAACUUUUAAAUUAAUUAAUUUAUAUUUUAUUACCUAUUAAAAAAAAAUGCUCAUUAAAUCAAGUGAUAUUAUUAUAAAACUUGUAAAAAUUGAAUUAUAUUGUAUCAAACAUAAUACUUACUAUUUUAAUUGUUUAAAUAGUUCAUCGGAACAGUACUUAAUUUGUAUACCUUUUUUUAUUUGAAAUAGAAUAUAUUAUAAUACUAUUUGAAAUAAUUUUUAUUCUAGUAAAUAUACACGGGCUUUGGAUGAUUUCUAUGACAAGAACUUCCCUGAAUUUGUACCUCUAAGAACCAAAGUAAAAGAGAUUUUACAAGAAGAAGAGGACUUAUCUGAAAUAGUACAGUUGGUUGGUAAAGCAUCGCUAGCUGAAUCUGACAAAAUUACAUUAGAGGUUGCUAAACUAUUAAAAGAUGACUUUUUACAACAAAACAGGUAUUUGGUUAAAACCAAUUAUAAUAAUAUUACUAUUAUCUAUCAUAGAUUAUUAUGUUCAUAUUUUCUAUUAGCUAUUCACCUUAUGAUCGCUUUUGUCCAUUUUACAAAACUGUUGGAAUGUUACGAAAUACAAUCGCUUUCUAUGACAUGGCCCGCCAUGUUGUUGAAUCAACUGCCCAAUCUGAAAAUAAGAUAACUUGGUCUGUUAUCAGAGAUAGUAUGGGUAAUAUACUUUACCAGUUAUCAUCCAUGAAGUUCAAGGUAAAAUCUAAAUCUUGUGCCAAAAUAAUUUUUAAAUUAAACAUAAUUAUAUUAUAGGACCCAGUUAAAGAUGGCGAGGCUAAAAUCCGUGCCGACUUUGAUCAGUUAUAUGAUGACAUACAGCAAGCAUUCAGAAAUCUGGAAGACUAAAAAGUUUAUUUUACGUUAAUUCACCGUUAUUCAAAAACAAAAUAUUAAAAGUUUGUAAAAAUGAAAAAAUAAUAUAUUUUAAUAACUUGUUAUUGUUUACUCCAGCUUCAUACAAAAUUAGUGCACAUCAUAGAUGAAACUGGUAAUGGAUGUGAAAUUUUUUUUGUUUUAAAAUGUAUUGUUUAUGUCACCAUCUGGAGAUAUUUCUAUUUUUAUGUUUAUUUCAUUUUGUUUGUCAUUCCAUUUUCGUAGAUUUCUAUGCUAGUAAGUGAAUUUAUUAUUUUAUAAUUUAUUUUUAAAUUCGACAAUAAGCAACCAAACCAUAUGAAUUUUAUAAAUUCAUUGAUGUUUCAUCAUUAAUCAUUAUUUAAAGAUAUGAAUAUACUCAUUAUGUAAAUACAAAUUACUUAUCACCAGAUUGCCUAUUUUACUUUGAUAAUGAAAUAGUUCAAUUAAAAUAAUUAACUAUUCUAUUUUCAGGCAAAUUUAAAAUUUUAAUAUAAUGAUCAAUUAAAUCUAAAUUAAUUAUUUUUUCCAUAAAUUAAAAAUAGUAGUCAAAUAUCAUAGUGUUUAUUUUCUUGAAACCCAAAUAAUUAUUGUCCAUGUUUUUUGGUGAGCCAAAUACGUUUUUUCGUCAUGAAUGAUUGUUUUGUUGUUUUUAAUUAUAUUAUAAUUAUAUUAUAGUUUAUGAAUUAUAUUAAAUAAUGUAGGGGUUUUAUUCUUAUGAAAAAGAUACCAUUUUAGAUUACUCAGUAAAUUAAAUAUUUGUAAAAUAUUAUUAGGUAAUCUGUUAUCGAUGAUAAUUAACAAAUACAUUCCAAAUUUAUUGUAU
Messenger RNA from Cinara cedri, 5718 nucleotides. The record is from the annotation of a GenBank genome assembly. Lineage: Eukaryota; Metazoa; Arthropoda; Insecta; Hemiptera; Aphididae.